GUAGCAUGCGGUUAUUGUGGUGAACACUCGGUGUUAUUUGUGAAUCGUUCGAAAGCAAUUGGUUUGAUAAUUGUUCUGUUCUUUCACUUUUAAGAGGUCAUGCCGGUCGAAAUGGAACACUCUUUCGGCGCGUCGGAGGCCGAUACCACCGUCGAAGACGAGGAGAACUACGUUGAUCCAAAGGCACACGCAAAGUUGCUCGACGGUAUCAACAAUCUAACCGGCUCGUACUACAUUCGCGAGGUAACGCGUACGGAACCGAGCUUGAAACGGUCGGAAUUCGGUCUCGCCAAGGCAAAGAAGGAUAAGGUGCAGCUGAAGGAUCUGAGCAAGUUUUUCAGUAAAACUCCGAAGCAAAAUAAGGUACUGAAGCAGCUCGAUCGGCUAAAGCACCGGCACGGGUUGGCGAAACCGCUGGAAAAACCGGUGGCAGAUCGAUUGAAACGGAAAGCCGGAUUCCUGCGUGCCCAGCGUAAACUCGACAAAUGGGAACCGGUGGUGCGAGCUGCCGAGGUUGCUCCACAGGUCGUUUUUCCGCUGCAAUAUGAUAAGGUGACUGUACACAAGCAGCCACCGAAAAAACUGUCCGAGUAUCGCGUCAAGUCGAAGUUGAUGGAAGAGAUGGAGUCGCUGGAGAAAGAGUACGUCAGAGAUGGAGAGGCUGAGCUAUUGGAUGGCGAAGGGCAGAAAGAGUAUGACCUGACGGUGGAGGAAAUGCGCCAGCAGUUAAUCCAACGCGCCCACCAGAAGCGACUCGAGUCGUACCAGAUUGCGAAGGGACGCCGGCAGAACAAGAUCAAGAGCAAAAAGUACCAUCGGUUGCUCAAGAAGGAUAAGUUGAAGGAACAGAUGAAAAAGUUCGAAGAGCUGAAGGAAAAAGAUCCGGCAGCGGCCCUGCGCCAGCUGGAUCAGAUCGAAAAGCAACGGUUCGAGGAACGGGCGACCCUGCGCCACAAGAAUACGGGCACGUGGGCGAAGAAUUUGCAGGUCCGCGCCAAAUACAAUACGGAGGUGCGACAGGAGCUGGCGGAACAGUUGGCCAUCGGGAGAGAGUUGACUUCGCAGCGCUUUCAGAAGGAUGAAAGCAGUUCCGAGUCCGAUGGCGAGGAAACGAUUGCUUACGGUGACAAUCCUUGGACGGAACAGAACAUUGGUUCCCACGAGCGCGCGGCUGCCGAGCGGGCAAAAUUGACCAGCAGCUAUCGCAAGUACUGGGAGGAACGAAACCAGGUGGAGGCUCUCAAGAAGCAGCUGGUGGCGAAGGAGAAGGCUAGCAUCGGAGGGGAGACGAAUGGAGAUGUCCCUCCUGAUACAGAUCAUCCGGCGUACGACGACGAAGCCAAGGAUGAUGGUGAUUCCAACCAGAUGAAAUCAACCAAGCUGACAAAAAAAGUGCGCAAGAAAGUAAAGCAAACUGUGGUACGUAUGGCAUCCGGUAGCUGGGAUGUAGUGGACGACGAAGACACCAAGGCUGAGGAGCCGAAACCGGAGGCAAAUAAAAAAUCUAAAACCAAGGCGAAGAAAAACUUGAAAAAGGAAUCCGCCACUGUGGAGGAACUGUUCCAGGAGGCAGAGGAGCUCAUACAGGAUGCACUGGGAGACAAACUAGUCGGCGUGAAGCAAAAGUUGAAUGGAGUGGGACAUAUGGAAGCAAACAAAGGGGUCAACGGAACGAGCAGGAAGAAAGAAUCCAAAGCUAAGCGAAGAAGUGACCCUAACGAUUUGAGCUUCAAGAAAAAGCCUCGCCUGGGUGACGCUGAUCAAGAGUUAAACGAGACGAUGGGUGGAGCGGCAACGGAUGACAGUUUGCUGCCCAAGUUUGUGCCUACUUUGAGUGACGUUAAAGUGACUUCUGGUGGCUCCGAACCAAACACGGACAUAAAUCUCAAACAGGUUGUUCAAAUGAAGCCGAAACACCUCCUGACGGCCCUUCCGGACUCGAUUGCGGCCGGCGAACUAUCUGAUGGUGAGCCAGAGCACGACGACGACGACGACGAUGAUGACGAUGACCAUCGGCGGUUGACGAUUGCGGAAGCCUUCGAGGACGAUGAUAUUGUGGCGGACUUCCUGAAAGAAAAGCAGGACGAUCGGGCGAGUCAUCUUCCGAAGGAGGUCGAUUUUGGCCUCCCCGGAUGGGGUUCCUGGGUCGGACCGGGCAUGGAUUCGGAAGCACCACGAUACAAAGCACGCCAGGUUGUCAAUCCACCGAAGGAGUUACCCCGUCGGGAUGACAAUCGGGAUCAGGUGAUCAUCAACGAGGACGCACUGGUGAACCCGCAGCUAAGCAAACAUCUGGUCAACGAGGUACCAUUCCCGUAUGUCACGGUGAAGGACUACGAGGCGUCGUUGCGGGCCCCGCUGGGACGCACGUUCGUUCCGGAAACGGCUCACGUGACAAUGAUCGAGCCGCGCGUCGUCACCAAGCAGGGAGCCGUCAUUGAACCUAUGCAAAGGGAUAUGCUGGUGACGAACCCGGCCGUGGUUCGGAAGAGCGCUCCGCCGAAAGCGGGUAAGGGGGCACUCACUAAAUAUAACGAGUUUGUCGAAAAUAUCGCACAAAAGAAAACAAAUCCGAAAAAAAAGUUUAAAAAAUGAUUGCCAAAAUCGAAAUCCGUACGUUGCAUAUUUUAUAGGCCGAAUAAGAUAACGUAAAGGCGUUUGUAAAUAUCUACAGUGGAAGAUAUUUGAAAUAAAAUUAUUAAAUGUAUGUAAA
Anopheles coustani is the source of this 2713-nucleotide messenger RNA. Its product is annotated as U3 small nucleolar RNA-associated protein 14 homolog A. The transcript has a single exon. Bases 100 to 2595 code for a protein of 831 amino acids. The record is from RefSeq and is a predicted model, not a curated record. Gene Ontology annotation, cellular component: small-subunit processome; nucleolus. Gene Ontology annotation, biological process: rRNA processing. Lineage: Eukaryota; Metazoa; Arthropoda; Insecta; Diptera; Culicidae.